Messenger RNA from Soboliphyme baturini, 1941 nucleotides. The record is from the annotation of a GenBank genome assembly. Lineage: Eukaryota; Metazoa; Nematoda; Enoplea; Dioctophymatida; Soboliphymatidae.
AUGCAAUUCGUCUUGAAGGCGAAGACUCCUAGGUACGAAAAGGUCAAAAGUCGACAGGAGCUGAUGCUUGGUAUACGGUUUCGAGGACCGAAAAUGAAUCUUCCUAGAAAUCAGUUCAAAAGUUUAAAAGCCAAUCAAGUAAGCGUUCGGGUUACCACCAUGGAUGCGGAACUGGAGUUCGCAAUCCAGUCAAACACGACGGGUAAACAGUUGUUCGACCAGGUUGUGAAAACAAUUGGACUCCGAGAAAUUUGGUACUUCGGUCUGCAGUAUACUGAUAGCAAAGGAUAUGUCACCUGGCUGAAACUAAACAAGAAGGUUCUCGGUCAGGAUGUGAAGAAAGAGCGUUUGUUGCAGUUCAAGUUCCGUGCCAAAUUCUACCCUGAAGAUGUUUCAGAGGAGAUCAUUCAGGACGUUACGCUGAAACUGUUCUAUCUCCAAGUGAAGGAAGCAAUUUUAUCUGAUGAGGUGUAUUGUCCUCCGGAGACGACCGUUCUUUUGGCCAGCUAUGCGAUGCAAGCGAAAUACGGCGACUACUGUCCCGACGUUCACAAAAAGGGUUGUCUGUUGAACGAGAAGUUCAUGCCCGACCGUGUUCGAGAGCAGUACAAGUUGACGAACGACCAGUGGGAAGAACGAAUCGUCACUUGGUGGUCAGAACACAAGUGCAUGAUGAAGGAAGAUGCGAUGAUGGAAUACCUGAAAAUUGCCCAGGAUCUUGAGAUGUACGGCGUUAACUAUUUCGAGAUCAAGAACAAGAAAGGUACCGAACUGUGGCUUGGCGUUGAUGCACUUGGCUUGAACAUCUAUGAGAAAAAUGACCGACUGACGCCAAAGAUCGGAUUUCCAUGGAGCGAGAUACGCAAUAUUAGUUUUAACGACAAGAAAUUUGUGAUAAAGCCGAUCGACAAGCGGGCCCCGGACUUUGUGUUCUACGCUCCUCGCCUACGCAUCAACAAGCGCAUCUUAGCGCUGUGCAUGGGCAAUCACGAGUUGUACAUGCGCCGUCGAAAGCCGGACACGAUCGAGGUGCAGCAAAUGAGGGCACAGGCUCGCGAAGAACGACAGCAGAAGGUCGCUGAACGCGAGCGCCUGCAACGCGAGAUUUCAGCCAGAGAGGCCGCCGAAAAGAAACAGAGGGAAUACGAAGACAAAUUGCAUGAGAUGCAAGAGGAAAUGCAUAGGGCCCAAACAGAUUUGAUCGAAGCUCAAGAUACCAUCAAACGUCUCGAGGACAGUUUGAGGGAGGUGAAAGAUGCGCAAGCAGACUUGGCUCGUAGGGAAGCCGAACUGCAGGAAAUGACUAAACGGCUGGCGGAGGAAAAAGAGAUGGAAGAAAAGGAGAAAGAAAAACUUGCCGAAGAAAUCCGCCAACGCGAAAGUGAGAUCGAAAACGUCCGGAAGGAGGUUGAAGAGAAAAAUGAACAGACUCGUCUCCUGCAGCAAGAGGUUGAGGAAGCGCGCCUGCGACAGCAGGAGGCCAGCGAAGCUCUGCUACGUGCGACUACCGAAGCAAUGCAACACAACAAGAUGCAUAAUGUGUUCGAGCACGAACAGUUGGAGGAAAACGAUACGGAGCAAUUGUCGAACGGUGACGUCAGUAAGUAUUUAUCCUUUCCGUUUGCCUUAUUGUCGCAGUUAGUGACUACCAACCCAAAUCUUAAUGUUAAUCAGAUUGAAUUGACCUCGGACGAAAUGGCUAAUGUUCCUCAGUGGGAAAUCGACCGGCAGACAGCCGUAGAACGUGAUACCGGUAUGAAAAGUCGAUUAGAGGCUCUGAACGCUGAUUUGGAAACGAUGCGCGACCAAAACAAAAUAACGCAGUACGACGUAUUGCACAUGGAAAACAAACGAGUCGGUCGCGACAAGUACAAGACUCUUCGGCAAAUCAGAUCGGGCAAUACCCAACGAAGAAUAGAUCAGUUUGAGAACAUGGUUUAA